Molecule: messenger RNA, 2061 nt
Organism: Acanthamoeba castellanii str. Neff
Lineage: Eukaryota; Discosea; Longamoebia; Acanthamoebidae
Exons: 3
Coding region: 1-2061 (686 amino acids)
Source: RefSeq, a predicted model, not a curated record
AUGGAAGAAUGGAUGCAAGCGCAGCAGCAUAACUACCAGGGGCGCAACCGCUCCUACUCGAUGUCGCACGCCGAUAACAUCUCCUCCUUCUAUCAUCAACUCCAGCAACAGCAGCAGAAACCACAGCCUCAGCAGCAGGCCGCCUUCCCGCAACCGCUUCCGCACCACCAGCCGGCCGCCAUGAUGACUGACUCCUUCCUCCAGGAGGGUUCGCCGUUGAGCAUGUCCUCGUCUUGCGGAAGCGACGACGUUGCCUACUCGUCCGACUACGCGCCGCAACUUCAAUCCAUGGGAACGACGACGCACCAACAAAACGGCUUCGAGCAGCACCCGCCGGCUCAUCUUCAGCGACGAGCCUCGCUGUCCUCGACCCCCGUCUCGGGCGGCGUGGGCGCGAGCCUGGGCAUCUUGGGCGGAUUCGUCGGCGAGGGUCUGCGGGCCGAGUACGCGUCGAGGCGUCCCGGCGGACGAAGGAAGUCUAUCUGCCUCAGCCCUUCCCAGCAACAGGACGAACAGAUGAACGUCGCCGAUCACUACCAAGCCCAACCCUACACAUCCGUGCCCGAUUCCGAAGCUGCCGAAUCGGCGAUGGACACCAUGGCCGCCCUGCGGAGGAACAGCUUGCCCGCUGCCAACGCCAGGCGCAACUCGCUGUCGUGUCCGCUCGUGCACAACUACACCCCGCUCACCGCGGUGCCCACGCUGGGCCGCGCCCUGGCCGAGGGCAACCUGGGCCAACGGAAGAGCAUCCAGUCAUUCCUCUCCAUGCUCGCCCAGAGCUCCAACGACCGCUCCGACAAGCGCCGCAAGAGGAAGUCGUCGCGCAAGGACCGGGGCAAGAGGUACAAGCGCAGCGACUACGACGAGAGCUCGGACGACGAAGACGACGACUCAUCGGAGGAGGGCAACAACAACCACGCCACCGCCGGUAACGGACAGAACCCGUUCGCUUCGCCCGGCGAGCACGAGCCCUCGGGCACGGCGUUCAGCGGGUUCGACUACUCGAGCGGCGCUUUGGCCGCGGAGGGGAGCGUGAGCAGCGACUCGUCGUCCGACACCAUCCCGUCGUCGGCCGGCGACCAGUCGACGCCGAGCCCCUUCGAGCCCAUCACGCCGAUGGGCAGCGCCGAGCUGUUCCCGCCCUACUCUGCGGGCGCCGAUGCGGCCUCGUCGUCGACCCACGGCGGCAUGGGCACCACCAGGCCUCGAUCCCGGUCGUCCCCACCCAGCUACGUCGACUCUGCGCAGGUCCCGCUGACCCACCAACAGCAGCUCCAGCGCCAGUACCACAUCGCCCAGACCAACAAGCGAUUGCAGGAGCUGCGCCAGCAGCACCUCGAGCGGCUGCAGCUACAGAUGGAGAUGGAGCGCCAGCAGGCCCAGCAGCAGAGACACUCCUACGAAUACGCCAGCACGACGCAGCGCUACGCCGCGCAGCCGUUCCAGGCGCAACAGUCAGGCUACCCCCCGCAGGCGCACGUGCUCGGCCUCGAGAUGUCGCACCAGGCCAGGAUGACCGGGCCGCAGCUGGUCCACCACCAGCCCUCCACCUCGGCGAGCCUGCCCUCCGUGCUGCCCUCGCACGACCUGGGACCCUACCACCAAUACGGCCCCGAGAUCAUGCACCACCACCAGCAGCAGCCGGAUCCCCUCGCCCAGGAGCUGAUGGACCCGCAGGCGCGGGCCGACUUCGACUUCUACAACGAGUUCAGCGACUUCAAUAUGUGCGAGCCGGCCAGCAUGGAGUCCCUGUGCCGGACGGUCCCCGAAGACGGCCUGGUGGUGGCCCACCAGGCGCCCGGGACCUCGAUCCCGAUCGGGAGCGAUCAGCUGAGCACGGACGACGGCCCGGUGAGCGAAAUCCUGGUGGACGAGUUCUCCGUCGUCCCGUCGUCGGCCUUCGCCCACGAGUCGUGGCUCGGUGCUGGCGGCGCGUCGGAAGCUGCACCGGACGCUAACUCCUACCCCAGUGGUCUUGCGGAGAGGAAGGAUCAGCAGACCGAUGACUCGUUCAGCGAGUUCUUCAACCUGGAUGACGCCGGCAUGGGCGCUUCCCACUGA